Messenger RNA from Kalmanozyma brasiliensis GHG001, 3732 nucleotides. Its product is annotated as P-type ATPase, A domain protein. Bases 1 to 3732 code for a protein of 1243 amino acids. NCBI's taxonomy places the organism in Eukaryota, Fungi, Basidiomycota, Ustilaginomycetes, Ustilaginales. The record is from RefSeq and is a predicted model, not a curated record. The transcript has a single exon. Gene Ontology annotation, cellular component: endoplasmic reticulum membrane. Gene Ontology annotation, molecular function: P-type ion transporter activity; ATP binding; ATP hydrolysis activity. Gene Ontology annotation, biological process: intracellular calcium ion homeostasis.
AUGAAGGUCGCUACUCAGUCACCCGAGAUCGCAAGCGUCUCGUUGCACCGGAGCAUCCCUACAUAUCUUCACCUCUAUGUCCUGCCCUUCCUCUCGCUCUACCCCGUCUGGGCCUACGCCUACUUCCUCAAGUACGAUGACUGGGUCAGGUCCGAGGAGUGGACCUUCGUCUUCACCGUCCUUCUCAUUUCCGGCCACGCACUCAGCUUCCUCGUAACCAAAUGGAGCAUCGCUGCCAAGGUGCUGACUACUUGCACCACCGCCAAAAGUCUCGAUGAUGCUGAGCUCGUCCGCGUCUACCCACUCGCACACAAGGGCGAAGGUGCCAUCGUCUCGCUUGAUCGUGUCGAGCGACCCAACCUGCCCAUCGAGAUCUCGUUCACCUACCAGGCCGACAAGUACAUCCUCGCCACCCCGGAUGCUUCUGCUUCGCCCACGGAUAUCUUUGUCUCGCCUCUGAUCAAGGAGCCCACCUUCCGCCGUCUGCCUUACCCUGCCGAUGCCAACCCGCCCCUCUCGAACUUCCAGUCUUACAAAGGAUUCAAGACCGAGAAGGAUGUCGAGCUCGCCCUCGGCACCUUUGGCAAGAACGAGCUCGACAUUCCCAAGCCCAAGUUUGUCGACCUCUUCCUCGAGCAUGCCGUCGCGCCCUUCUUCGUUUUCCAAGUCUUCUGCGUCGGUCUCUGGAUGCUCGACGAGUACUGGUACUACUCGCUCUUCACGCUCUUCAUGCUCGUCGUCUUCGAAUGCACCGUCGUCUUCCAGCGACUGCGCACGCUCAGCGAGUUCAGGACCAUGUCGAUUCAGCCUUACAGCAUCUGGGUUUACCGUGCUGGCAAGUGGGCUGAGAUGCAGACCUCCGAUCUGCUGCCCGGCGACCUUGUGUCGAUCGACCGAUCGAAGGAAGACUCUGCAACGCCUUGCGAUCUGCUGCUGGUUGCUGGCUCCACCAUCGUCAAUGAGGCCAUGCUUUCCGGUGAGAGCACACCUCUGCUCAAGGAGAACAUCGAACUGCGCGACGGCAAGGACAUUCUCGACGUCAAUGGUGCUGACCGUAACAAUGUCGUCUUUGGAGGCACCAAGGUCCUCCAGACCACCGCACCCGAAGCCGACAGCGCCUACGCAAAGCUCCGCGCACCCGACAACAGCGCACUCGGCAUCGUCCUUCGCACGGGCUUCGGCACCUCGCAGGGUCAGCUCAUUCGCCUCAUGGUCUUCCAGAACGAGUCUCGCGUCACCGCCAACAACAUCGAAAGCUUCGUCUUCAUCGGUUUCCUCCUCAUCUUUGCCAUCGCUGCCAGUGGUUACGUCUGGGUGCGGGGCACCGAGAUGGAGCGUCCCAAGGGCAAGCUGUUGCUGGACUGCGUAUUGAUCAUCACGUCCGUCGUCCCGCCCGAGCUGCCCAUGGAGCUGUCCAUGGCGGUCAACGCUUCGCUCAUGGCCCUGGCCAAGUACGCCAUCUUCUGCACGGAGCCGUUCCGUAUUCCGUAUGCCGGUCGAGUCGACGUCUGCUGCUUCGACAAAACUGGCACCAUCACGGGCGAGGAUCUUGAGGUGCAGGGUGUGGUCAACUGCUCCCCCGGUGGCGACUCGCCAUUGAUCCCGCUCAAGGAGGCUUCGGCCGAGACGACGCUCACUCUGGCUUCGGCGCACGCACUCGUUCUGCUCGAGGACGGCCUCGUCGGCGACCCCAUGGAGAAGACAACCCUCGAAUCAAUGGACUGGAAGCUCAACAAGGGCGACAUGCUCACCCCCACCGACCCAAAAGCCGGCCCGCAUCGCUUUGGCGUCCAGGUCCGCCGUCGAUUCCAGUUCUCUUCCGCCCUCAAACGCAUGUCUACCAUCAACCACAUCAUCGACCAGACCGGCAGCCGUCGUGUGUUCAUCGCGGUCAAAGGCGCACCCGAGACCCUCAAGACCAUGUUCUCUCAGCUCCCCGCUCAUUACGACGAGACGUACAAGGGUUUCACCCGCCGCGGGUCGCGUGUGCUCGCCCUCGGCUACCGCUUCGUCGACAAUGUCCAGCCCAAUGACACGAACAGCAUCAACAACAUGACGCGAGACAAGGUGGAGGCCGGGUUGAAGUUUGGCGGAUUCCUGGUGUUCCAUUGUCCCCUCAAGCCGGAUGCGAUCGAAAGUCUCAAGAUGUUGAACGACUCGAGUCAUCGCUGCAUUAUGAUUACGGGCGACAACCCGUUGACUGCUGUGCACGUGGCGACGCAAGUCGAGAUUGUGGAUCGUCAAACGCUGAUCCUCGACGCUCGGGAGGGUGCGACGUCGGAACAGGAGCUUGUAUGGCGAUCCGUUGACGAACAGGUCAUCAUCCCCGUCACGGCCUCCGAACCGCUCGACACGAGCCUCUUCAAGAAAUACGACAUCUGCAUCACGGGUGUAGCCAUGAAGCAGUACCAAGACUCGCCCGUAGCGUGGAACCAGCUGGUCCAAAACACCUGGGUAUACGCACGCGUCUCUCCCUCGCAAAAGGAGUUCAUCCUCAACUCGCUCAAGUCUCUCGGGUACAUCACACUCAUGGCGGGCGACGGGACCAACGACGUUGGAGCGCUCAAGGCGGCCAACAUCGGUGUUGCCCUUCUUGACGGCACGCCGGAGGAUCUGGUCAAGAUCGCCGAGCACCAGAAGAUGGAGCGCAUGAAGAAGGUGUACGAAUCGCAGCUGUCGCUCACUGCGCGCUUCGGUCAGCCUCCUCCGCCGGUCCCGCCUGCGCUCAAGGAGAAGUUCCCCGAACUCGAGAAGGCGCGCGACGACGCGCUGGCCAAGAUGCAAAACGCUCGCACCACCGAUCGCACCGCCAAGUUCGACCUUUCGGCGAUCACGGCGCAGAUGGCAGAUGCGGAUAUCGACGAUGGUCCUCCGCAGAUCCGACUGGGUGACGCGUCCGUCGCAGCACCGUUCACGUCGAAGCUGAGCAACGUCCAGUCGAUCAUCGCCAUCAUCCGUCAAGGACGGUGCACGCUAGUGGCGACGAUCCAGAUGUACAAGAUCCUAGCGCUCAACUGUUUGAUCCAGGCGUACUCGCUGUCGGUCCUCUAUCUGGACGGCAUCAAGUUCGGCGAUUACCAAGUGACGAUCAGUGGCAUGUUGGCUUCGGUCUGCUUCCUGUGCAUUUCGCGCGGGCAACCGAUCGAGAAGCUGUCCAAAGAACGACCGGUGGCCAACAUCCUCAACGCCUACGUCUUUGGGAGCAUCCUCACCCAGACGGCGCUGCACAUUGGCAGCAUGUACUACAUCCAAUCGCUCAGCAUCGCGUACGAGUCUUUGGACGACGUGAUCGAUCUCGAGGCCAAAUUCACCCCUUCUCUGCUCAACACGGGUGUUUACCUGCUCGGACUGUCGCAAACCAUCUCGACUUUUGCGGUCAACUACAUCGGUCGACCGUGGCGCGAAUCAAUCCGGGAGAACCGCUAUCUGUACUAUGGCCUGGUUAGCGUGGGUGGUAUUGCGAUCGCGGGAGCCACCGAGUUCAUGCCCGAACUCAACGAGUGGUUGCAGCUGGUCAAGAUGGAGAGUGGCUACCAGGUGAGAUUGGUGGCUGCUAUGACGGUGGAUUUCUUGGGCAGCUACGUGUUGGAGAGCUUCUGGGCGCUAUUUGCCGAUGUCAAGCCGAAAGAGCUGGUGACGAGAGGUCAGGAGAGGAGGUUGGAGAGGAGGAGGAGGGAGGUGGUUGAGAAGCGGAUUGCCGAGGAGAAGGCCGGGGAGAAGAAGGAGCUGUAA